AUGCUAUCACGUCAGUCAUCGAGCAUCUCACGACUUGCACGACCAAGUCGCUCGUCGUCGGGUGUGCUGCAGCGUCCUCUGUCGUCGCUGUCAUCGCUGUCGUGCCCCCUUCACGCGAGUCGGAGCGAUCGCCCGAGACUACCGGUCGUCGUCGUCAGCCGAGCUUCAUCUCAAUCGCUCCUCAGCUCGCCCACCCCGCUUCCACGGUCGACAUGGUACGGCAAGACGUUCUCGACGAGUAGAGCGACAGGCAGCAAGAACCAUGACCAUGACCGUGGUCACCAGUGGAAGCAAACCGGGUCGUCCUCGUCGUCGUCGUCAUGGCGAUGGUCUCUGAUCCCGAUCCUGCUCGCCGGAUCGUCACCACUCUUAUUGGAGUCGCCCCACUCCCACGACCACGUCUCAACCUCUAAACCCUCGCUCAAGUCAAUCAAGUCAAUCAAGGAGAACAUCGACCACCCGGAAGACUCCGAGUUCCUCGUGGCCGAUGGCGAUUCGCUGUCAUCGUCCCAGCGGCCACUGACGCUGUUGGGCAGGAUCGGCCGCUUCUUUGUGCUCUACGUCUUUGAGCCCAUCAGCACCACCGGUCGCUUCAUCCACCUCGCAAUUCUCUUCCUCCCCGUCAUCCUCAGUGCGCCCGUGUUGAUGCUCGAGGUGCUCGACAGCGGCCGCGACAGGCGGAGAGUAUUCAAGAAGAAGGAAGGACCGAGGGUCACAACCAGUUGGUGGUAUUGGUUCCUCGUGCACCAGAUGGAGAUGGCCGGUCCCACAUUCAUCAAGGUGCGUUUCUGUGUCUCAUAUACAGCUCAUCUGAAGAAGGCUUGGUGACACUCUCCCCAACUUUUUUUUAGCUCGCCCAAUGGGCCGGAUCCAGGACCGACUUGUUCCCGUCCGAGCUGUGCGAGCUCUUUGGCAAACUCCACUCCAACGGCAAACCCCACUCGUUGCGAUAUACGAAACGCGUCAUCGAGCAGGCAUUCGGCCGACCUUUUUCCGAGAUCUUCCUCGAGUUCGGAGCGAGGCCGAUGGGCAUUGGCGCGAUCGCUCAAGUGUACAAGGCCACCAUCAACCCCGAUUUGCUCCCCGACGAUUACCUCGACCCCAAACACGAGAAAGACCCUUCGAUGACGUCCGCCGUCACGCGCACCAUCACCCCUCGACCCGAUGACCAGCGACCUCCCAAGAUCCCUUCUUCCGCUGUCGCGAUCAAGGUUUUGCAUCCUGGCGUCGAAAAGAUGAUUGCGAGGGAUCUCAAGAUCAUGAUGUUCUUUGCCCGAGUGCUUAACGUCCUUCCCGGCAUGGAGUGGCUGUCGUUCCCGGAGGAAGUGCAGGUCUUUGGACAGAUGAUGAUGUCCCAAGUCGACCUCCGCAUCGAGGCCAACAACCUGCAGACGUUCGAGAACAACUUUCGACAUCGACCGACCGUUUCUUUUCCCCGUGCGCUGAAAAAGUACACGAGCAAGAGGGUUCUUUUCGAAGAAUUCGAAGACGCCGUCCCUUUGGAAGCCUUUUUGAACAAGACGGGAGGAGCGUUCGAUCACCGGCUGGCGAACCUCGGCCUCGACGCUUUCCUUCACAUGUUAUUGAUCGACGACUUUUCGCACGCCGAUCUGCACCCGGGAAACAUCAUGGUCAAGUUCUUCAAGCCGACGACCAAGUCGAUGCUGUCCAACUGGUUCCCCUCCCUGUUCGGCGAACCCCCACAUGACUCGGCCGGCACGGCUGAUGACAUCGAUAUCGUCCACAACAUCCGCGAAUUUUCGAAGAAACCCGCGGUCGAAUUCCAUGCCGAACUCGCACGGCUGGACGCGGAAGGCUACCAGCCCGAAUUGGUCUUUAUCGAUGCUGGGCUCGUCACUCGGCUCGAUGGGCAGAACCGCCAAAACUUCCUCGACCUCUUUUCCGCCGUCGCCCGCUUUGACGGUUACGAGGCCGGUCGGCUGAUGGUCGAACGGUGUCGUGCGCCCGAGCUCGUCAUCGACGAGGAACAGUUCGCUCUACGGAUGCAACACCUCGUGCUGAGCGUCAAGUCGCAGACCUUCUCAUUGGCCAACAUCAAGAUCGCGGAUGUCUUAUCCGAGGUGCUGAACAACGUCCGAAGACACCACGUCAAGAUGGAGGCCGACUUCGUCAAUACCGUCAUUUCGAUCUUGUUAUUGGAAGGCAUCGGGCGACAGCUGGACCCGGGUAUGGAUCUAUUCAAGUCGGCUUUACCUAUCUUGAGGCAGUUGGGUACGACGAUGAGUACGGAGCAGAUGAGACAGGGAGCAGGUGGCUUGGGGCUAGGUGGACUAGGGACGAUGCUCAAGGUCAGUUCAAGCUCAUUCGACAGAUCUGACGACAGCAGCUAAUUCGAUCACGCUGAAAUUUCACAGGUCUGGGUAUGGAUCGAGGCCAGGCAGAUGGCCGAGUUGGCCGUCAAGGACGUGGACCAACUGAUAAGAUAUGACUAG
Molecule: messenger RNA, 2453 nt
Organism: Microbotryum saponariae
Lineage: Eukaryota; Fungi; Basidiomycota; Microbotryomycetes; Microbotryales; Microbotryaceae
Source: the annotation of a GenBank genome assembly